AUGUUUAAUAUUUUGAAGCAGACAACAGCACAGCGGCAUGAAUGCAUCACUCAAAAAGUCAAAAGCAAAGACUUUUCUGCACGACAACAGUACAGCGAAGAACCAUUUGCUGGUUUAGCGCAGACGAAAUUAUUGAUACGCGAACACCAGUUUGUAAAACGGGAAACGGCAAAAACUGCAACCCGGCUCGGUUCGGCUCGGCUGGUGAUCGUUAGUGCUUGGGAAGCCCUCUGUGAUCUCUAG
Gongylonema pulchrum is the source of this 243-nucleotide messenger RNA. Lineage: Eukaryota; Metazoa; Nematoda; Chromadorea; Rhabditida; Gongylonematidae. The record is from the annotation of a GenBank genome assembly.